This is a messenger RNA of Cetraspora pellucida, 584 nucleotides long. Lineage: Eukaryota; Fungi; Glomeromycota; Glomeromycetes; Diversisporales; Gigasporaceae. The record is from the annotation of a GenBank genome assembly.
UUCGAUCAGUAGCACAUCUACAAGAAGAGCUUGAAAAUAAUUACAAUGAAUACUUAUCUAUGAGCAUGCUUCGCAAUUAUUUGUUGCCAAAUAACAGAAGUUCGAUCACAGCCAGAGCCCACCACCACCCUGCAUUGAUUGGAAUAGCUAAUGUUUCACGAAGUGAAAAAAAAGAACAUGUUGAUACUCAUUAUUGCUUAGCUUCAAUAAAAGCUUCAAAGACAUUCGCAAGUACAUUCCCUAAUAUAUCAGUUUUGGUGUCCCAAGACAACAAGGCAAAGGUUAAUGUUGGUAUACCUGCUGUAGGACGUACAUUCCAAACAAUUCAAUCAAUUGCUGAACCCAUAGAAUUAGAAGACCAUGAUUUUCCAAUUGGAAUAUCCCAAAAAUUAGUUCCAAGCGUCUAUUUGAUAAUUAAUCUGGCAGAUUCAAACGACACAAUGAGAACAGGGCAACUCGCAAUUUAUGUACGACCACAGUGGUACAUUAGAUCAAGUUCUUUAACACAUAUGCAAGAUUUGAUUAAUCUUUCAUCAAUGAAAGAGUAUGAAGAAGUUUUCAAAAUAAAUAAUACUGUCAAACCA